AUGCUGCGCGUCCUCCAGAUGUCAGGGGAGGAAGUUGCGGCGGUGCCCGCCGAGGAGCUCAGCGACGUGAAGGCUUUGAAGCAGCGCUUGCAGCAGCAACAUGGCAUGCCUCCGCGAUUCAGACAGAGGCUGCUUCUCCAUGACACGCAGGCCAUCUUGGAUGACACGGCCGAGCUGGAGGGUGGAAUGACUCUCCAGCUGCUUUUGCUCAAUUUCAACGAGCCCUCCCAAGCUGCAACGGAUGAGCUCACCACAGCAGCCAGCCACGGUUCUGCUGUUCAGGUCGAGUCCAUCUUGCUGCGGCCAGAGGACCCCGACUUGGAGGACGCACAUGGCAAAACACCGCUUGUCGCUGCAUCCGUUUUUGGCCGACUUGAAAACGCGCGCUUGCUGCUGGAGGCACGUGCAGACAUCCACAAGGCCGGCGAGUUUCGACAGGCAGCUGGGCAGCCUCCAUGGGCUGUACAGCCUCUAUGGGCAGCGUCACACCACGGCCACGUGGAUCUUGUGCAGCUCUUGGAGGCCAGUGCCGAUAAGGACUGGGCCGAGGACCGUCAGGGCAGGACAGCUUUGAUUGUGGCCUCUGAUAAAGGAAAUUCCGAGACUGCGAAAGUGCUUCUGGGCGCUGGCGCCGACAGGGACCUGGCCAUGAACCAGGGCUUCACGGCUCUGAUGCUUGCCUCUCAGAAAGGCCACUCCAACACUGUGAAAGUGCUAUUGGACGCAGGUGCCAAAAAGGACCUGGCCACCGACCACGGCGUCACGGCUUUGAUAUUUGCCUCUCUUAAUGGACAUUCGCAGACAGUGAGGGUGCUGCUGGAAGCCGGUGCUGACACGGACCUGGCCGACAGCGAAGGCUGCACUGCCCUGAUUCUGGCCUCUGGCAAAGGUCAUCUUGAGACAGUCUUGCUGUUGCUGGAGGCCGGUGCCAGCAAAGACCUGGCCAGGAACAUGGGCUACACCGCGUUGAUCCUGGCCUCUGCAAGGGGCCGUGUGGAAGUGGCCCGCAUGCUGGUGGAAGCGGGCGCUGACAAGGACAGGGCAGGCCACCAUGGCACAACAUCUUUGAUGGCUGCAGCCAGGGGUGGUCAUGCCGGAGUUGCUCGUUUUUUGCUGCUGGAGGCCGGCGCUGACAAGGACCUGGCCGACCACAAAGGCAGGACGGCUCUGACGCUGGCCUCCAAAGCAGGCCAUGGUGAGAUCGUCACGUUGCUGGAGGAUCGGAAGCGGCCGAGGUUGCAGUGA
Molecule: messenger RNA, 1245 nt
Organism: Symbiodinium natans
Lineage: Eukaryota; Dinophyceae; Suessiales; Symbiodiniaceae
Source: the annotation of a GenBank genome assembly